CCGCGCGCGCACGCGCCGUAGACAGCCCUCAGCUCGAGCCGUGAAGACGCAGCCUCGCAGCUUUUCAGCGGCAGCUCCGGUGUUCGCUUUAACUCUUUCACAGAGGGAGCUCCGGCUACAGUGUAAGCCUUAUUAAACACUCAACUCGAGAUCCGGGAGCUGCUCAAGUCCGCGAGCGAAGUAACGGAGAGAAGUAGCCUGUCGAGGGAAAGGACAGCAGGUCGGCUCCUGGUGCUGUUGCUGGAGCAGAAACGCAUAUUUCAGGUGUCAGCUCCACUUCUCGUGGGCUACUUUACCCCAGCAUCUCACCGCCGGACGGAAGACAGCCGCGUAGCACUGAGCGAGAGUCGAAAGGGAAACCGAGUUGGACGUUUGUUUUCUUCACCAAGAAGAUGGCAUCAAGUGACUCGCGGCUGCAGCAGCAGCCCUCCCAGAAGGAUGCGGCCGAUCAGAACUUUGAUUACAUGUUCAAGCUGCUGAUCAUUGGUAACAGCAGCGUGGGCAAAACCUCCUUCCUGUUCCGCUACGCAGACGACUCCUUCACCUCCGCCUUCGUCAGCACCGUGGGCAUUGACUUCAAGGUCAAGACUGUUUUCCGCAAUGACAAGAGGAUCAAGCUGCAGAUCUGGGAUACAGCAGGGCAAGAGCGCUACCGUACCAUCACCACAGCCUACUACAGAGGAGCCAUGGGCUUCCUGCUCAUGUAUGACAUCACUAACCAGGACUCCUUCAACGCAGUACAGGACUGGGCGACGCAGAUCAAGACUUACUCUUGGGACAAUGCUCAGGUGAUCCUAGUUGGUAACAAGUGUGACCUGGAGGACGAUAGGCUCAUACCCACAGAGGACGGCCAGCGAUUGGCAGAGGAACUAGGUUUCCAGUUCUUCGAGGCCAGCGCUAAGGACAACAUCAACGUGAAGCAGGUGUUUGAGCGUCUGGUGGACGUCAUCUGUGAGAAGAUGAACGAGAGCAUGGAGGGAGACAUCAACCUUGUAACCAAUCACAGGAACCAGGGCCUUAAAGACUCGCCUUCAGAGAGCAACGGGGGCUGUGCUUGCUAAACCAUCUGCCUGAUUACCAAGACCGCCAACACACACACACACACACACACACACACACACACACACACACACACACACACACACACACACUGAUAGUCAUACAUAAAGACCAAAUCCUUCUCUGUGCCUAAACCAUGGAAAGUGCCACACCUCUUCCUCAUUCUACACUCCAGCAAUGCCCAACUCUGCUUUGCCCACACUGCAACCAAAGGACUCUCUAGCUGAGAUAAUCUUCAUCAGUGCUGUCAGAACUCUCUCCACUCCAGGCCUGUCUCUCUGUCUUUUCCCCUUAGUGGACCACUCUGUCUCUUUCCAUCUCUGUGGUCUGUUUCUUGAUUCAGAAAGGGAUUUAUGUUAAAUAGAGGGAAAAUAUCACAGCAGCUUCCAAAAUGACAGUUCAGAGAGUGUUGUGCAUAUUGUAAUCAUAACUAGGAUGCUUCAUGCUCAUGGCUGAUUGAAGGAGAGAAGAAUGAAUCACUUUUCAACAGACUACUUGAAAUGAUGUAUGUCUCAAACAAGGGCAUACUGAGCUUUGCAAGGCUCAAAGCGUGCUAAGCUCAUUUUAAACAGCCAGGAAAUAUUCCUCAUCUUGACCUGACUCUUAAUGCCAGUUCUGCGCUGCCCUUUGCCUCCCUCGGUGCUUCUCUAAGGUUUUUAAAGCCUUUUCUUGUGCCCUAAUGCUGAGACAGCAGGAGGGUUGUGGUAAUGGUAAACGUUGAGCUCUGUCCUCUUUGCUGUGCAAGCGUGCUCGUGUGAGGAAGUCGUUGGUGACACUUUGUCACCUGUCACAUGACCUGCCUCAUGGCAUGUCCUCUCUCACCCCUUUGUGCCACUCUUUCUUUAACGCCUUUUCUCACACACACACCCAUGCUUUACCGUUACACACACACACACACACACAUGCUGCUCCCUUACUGCAGCAUGGCAAAACAGUUGGUCUGGCAAACCUGCUAAUCUUAAUAACGGAGUAUUUACAAAGUGGUGAACAUUCUGUCUUAUUUUUUUUUUGUUUGUUUGUUACUGACAUUGUGACUGUUUUGUGGAAAUGCAGCAAAGUCUGUGUGUGUAUACUCAGAAAGGGAAGAACACGGCUCUCUGAGAAGAAUAAGUCUAGUCAACUGUGAUGUUGCUACUAUCAGGAAAAGCAAUGUGCGGGAGCAGAAUGUUAGAUAAAAGGGCCCCUGUCACUUUAUAUCCCAUUACUGUAAUAUCUCAGCUUGUCAUUGAAGUGAAUAAAUAGGGUUUUAUCCACAUUGUUAUGUUUGCCAUCAGUUAAACUGUACUUUUUUUGUUCCAUUAUUCCAUUUUUUUGAUAUUUAAGCAUUGAACUGUCAACCUCCCCCUGCUGAAAACUGAUGAAAUUGUGUUUGAAAGUAGCCUACCUGAAAGUGUCUUAGAACUGUACGACGAAUCAGGAAUGAAAAAAAAUACAUUGGUAUUUUUUUACUAUUAUUAUUUGUUAAUUGUGCCAUUCCACCAUCACUGUCCACAUGCUGACUACUGACAGUUAGUCGGUUAGUGUCAACCCUAACCUCUGCACCAUGAUAGCAACCUCACGUUCCCAACAUCACACCCUGUCGUUGCUCUGCACAGCCUGGAGGGGUUGGUUCACAACAGGUGGCCAGCUCACUCCUUGCUGCUGUAUGAGCCUAUGGUCAUCUCUCCUGUAUGUGUGUGCUGCUGAACAGUGAUAUAGUUUUACAGAUAGCUGAUAUUAUCAUCUCAUUUGUACCACACUGAGCUUUCAGCAGGGGUUUAACAUAAGGAGGCUGGACAAGGUAGCUGACUCAUAACACUACAUUUGUAUUACAACAUGUGCAUAAUGCACUUUGCAGUUUUGCAAUAUAUUUAAAUGGAAUGCAUCAGAGAGCAUAAUAAUAGCUGUAAUGGUUUCACUAAAGGAGCUUACAAUGGCGGCUGCUGCUUGAAUACAUAUUGAAUGUGCUAGACUUGUACUCGGCACUAUUGUGCUAAACUGUCCACUGAUAUUGACUUUUUAACCACUGACUCUGAUGCUUUUGUACAAAUAAGUCUGUAGCAUUCGGAGCUGUUAGUCUGGGCUGUGCGCUUUCUUUCUCAUGAUCUAUUUGUUUUCACGUGUUGCAUUCCUGAUUGGUCGCUUUCUAAAAGAGGGGACAUCAGAUUAUUUGAUCCCUUUAUUUUAGGUUCUGUAUGUGUUGGAUGGAAGCAUUGUAAAAAAAUAAAAUAAAAUAAAAGCAUCAUCUUAUAAACACAAAUAAAUUGAAUAUGUUGAAGAAUGUGUAUAUGAAAAUAAAGAAUAUAUUCAUUACAAACGA
Molecule: messenger RNA, 3358 nt
Organism: Micropterus dolomieu (smallmouth bass)
Lineage: Eukaryota; Metazoa; Chordata; Actinopteri; Centrarchiformes; Centrarchidae
Gene: rab3db
Product: RAB3D, member RAS oncogene family, b
Exons: 5
Coding region: 393-1061 (222 amino acids)
Biological process (GO): regulation of exocytosis; protein secretion; protein localization to plasma membrane
Cellular component (GO): endosome; synaptic vesicle; plasma membrane
Molecular function (GO): GTP binding; GTPase activity
Source: RefSeq, a predicted model, not a curated record